Messenger RNA from Calidris pugnax (ruff), 1949 nucleotides. RefSeq names its product astrotactin-2. The annotation marks the transcript as partial. Gene Ontology annotation, biological process: neuron cell-cell adhesion; neuron migration. The record is from RefSeq and is a predicted model, not a curated record. NCBI's taxonomy places the organism in Eukaryota, Metazoa, Chordata, Aves, Charadriiformes, Scolopacidae. The transcript has 12 exons.
AUGUCGGGGACGGUGGCUGACAUUUCGCUGGUGCACUGGAAGCAGCAGUGGCUGGAGAACGGCACCCUCUACUUCCACGUCUCCAUGAGCAGCGCCGAGCAGCUCUCCAGGACCACCCCCCCGAGCCUCCAGGAACCUUCGGAGAUCGUGGAGGAGCAGAUGCAUAUUCUUCAUAUCUCGGUCAUGGGUGGGCUGAUCGCGCUGCUCCUGCUCCUCUUGGUCUUCACGGUGGCCCUGUACGCCCAGCGGCGCUGGCACAAGCGCCGCCGCAUCCCGCAGAAGAGCGCCAGCACCGAGGCCACCCACGAGAUCCACUACAUCCCCUCGGUGCUGCUGGGCCCCCAGGCCCGCGAGAGCUUCCGCAACUCGCGCCUCCAGGCCCACAACUCGGUCAUCGGGGUGCCCAUCCGCGAGACCCCCAUCCUGGAUGACUACGAGGACGAGGAGGAGGAGGAGACACCACGGCGGGCAGAGCCGAGCACCAGGGAGGAUGAGUUUGGCAGCCAAGUGACACGGACGCUGGAGAGCCUGGGCCGGGGAGGGGAGGAGAAGCCUGACUAUGAAAAGAAAGCUCCCGAGGUGACGCAGGAGACGGUGGAGUCCCUGAUGCAGAAGUUCAAGGAGAGCUUCCGCACCAACACGCCGAUUGAGAUCGGGCAGCUCCAGCCCGCGCUGCGCAGCACAUCCGUGGGGAGACGGAAACGCCGGAGCCGACCCCGAGGUGGGAUCGGCUUUGGCCGUGCCAAAGGCAACUCCGGCUCGGAGGCGGACGAUGAAACCCAGUUAACCUUCUACACCGAGCAGUAUCGGAGCCGGAGGCGAAGCAAAGGUUCGAUGAAGAGCCCCGUCAACAAGACGGCGCUGACCCUCAUCGCCGUCAGCUCCUGCAUCCUGGCCGUGGUGUGUGGCUCCCAGCUCUCCUGCCCGCUGACCGUCAAGGUGACACUUCAUGUGCCUGAGCACUUCAUCGCGGACGGCAGCAGCUUCGUUGUGAGCGAAGGGAGCUACUUGGACAUCUCCGACUGGCUUAACCCAGCCAAGCUGUCCCUCUACUAUCAGAUCAAUGCCACAUCCCCCUGGGUGAGAGACCUCUGUGGACAGAGGACCACUGAUGCCUGUGAACAGCUGUGUGACCAAGAGACAGGAGAGUGCAGCUGCCACGAAGGCUACGCCCCAGACCCCGUCCAUCGCCACUUGUGUGUACGCAGCGACUGGGGACACAGCGAAGGGCCGUGGCCCUACACGACACUCGAGCGGGGAUAUGACCUGGUCACAGGAGAGCAAGCACCGGAGAAGAUCCUCAGGUCCACCUACAGUUUGGGUCAAGGCCUGUGGCUGCCUGUCAGUAAGAGUUUCGUGGUGCCCCCCGUGGAGCUUUCCAUCAAUCCUCUCGCCAGCUGCAAGACAGAUGUUCUGGUGACGGAAGAUCCAGCAGAUGUCAGGGAAGAAGCGAUGCUGUCCACCUACUUUGAAACCAUCAAUGACUUGCUCUCCUCCUUCGGGCCCGUCCGAGACUGUUCCCGCAACAACGGUGGCUGCACCCGCAACUUCAAGUGCGUUUCGGAUCGCAAGGUGGACUCCACGGGCUGCGUGUGCCCUGAGGACCUCCGGCCCAUGAAGGAUGGCACCGGUUGCUACGACUACUCCAAAGGGAUCGACUGCUCGGAUGGCUUCAACGGCGGCUGUGAGCAGCUCUGUCUCCAGCAGACCCUCCCUCUGCCCCACGACCCCUCGUCCAGCACCAUCUUCAUGUUCUGCGGGUGCGUGGAGGAGUACAAGCUGGCCCCGGAUGGGAAGUCCUGCCUGAUGCUCUCUGACAUCUGCGAGGGCCCCAAGUGCCUGAAGUCGGAUGCCAAGUUCAACGACACCCUCUUUGGGGAGAUGCUUCACGGCUAUAACAACAGGACCCAGCACGUCAACCAAGGGCAGGUGUUCCAGAUGAGUUUCAG